AUGAUCAACGAGGCGGAGCGGGCGUACUACAGCCGGCCUUUUCCGAUUCAGUAUUGUGACGAAGAAGUGGACCUGAAUGAGGGUGUAGUUUUUGCGACUGAGAUCGACCUGCUAAAUACGGCGGGUGGCGGUCUGGUCGGUGGCGGUCUGGCGGGUGGCGGUCUGGCGGCCGGUAAGGUGGGUAGCCACCAUGGUCAGGUGGGUGGCCACCAUGGUCCGGCGGGUAGCCAGACGGGUAGCCACGGUGGUAUGGGUCCGAAUGGAAAGGAGGACGUGCUGGGUGCUGGCGAGAGUUGCGUCUAUUUGGAUUUUGCUCUCCUCUUUGCGGAGAGCAAGCACCCGAGUGGGUCUGAGGAGUUCGUGGAGGCGGCGUUCCAGACGCUGAAGGUAGUAAACCCGCACCUCGGGACGGCAACAGGAUACCGGCUGACAUUCGACUCUUUCCACUCGUCGGUCACGACCAUCUCGGUCAUUACAUGUCUCGCAGACAUCAAACGUGCGACCGCACGGCGCGACCUGAGCCUUACCGCACCCGUUCUGCCGGUCAAGGCCUUUCUGCCCAAAGCGCCGCCCUCGCUUAAGUACAUUGGUCAGGCGGCAGUUGGCAGCCAUAACGGAGUCCAGGGUGGCGGUAACCAUGCGGGACCUGGGGGCGCUGGCCCUCCUGGCGCAAGUGUGGAGAAGAAGUUGAAUGCGGUCUACGACUCGGAACGGAACGUGGCAUUGGCGCUGGAUGCGGACGCGCCCGUCUACGGUUCCCAAGAACGGCGCGUGGUCGAGACGGAAGGCUACCGGCUACCCAAAGCCGGUUCCUGGCACGAACCAAGUUUCCACGACUACCUUUGUCUCUUUGGCGCUGGCUCCUCGGAACCACUCCCCGUGGAUGUGGGCCAGGUCCUGCGAGACCGCGCAGACGCAGCAGACAAACACUUCCAGACUUUGCUCCUGCGUAGUUACUUCGUCCUCGCGGCACUUACACACACUCUCCUUAGCCGCUGUCUUGUCCCUGCCGACGCCGCACACUACUCCUGGCUCACCGGCCUCUCACCUCUCCACCUCCCCGGCGGCCUCACUGUCUACUGCGGCCCCGACGGCCUCCCUGACCCCAAAGAACCUUUCAAGUGCCCCACCGAUGCCCUUGCUGACACUUCGGCACACACUCUCUCAACCCACGGUGUCUCCCUCGGCGACCGCUCCGCCGGCACCCGCUCCGCCGGCGCCCGCUCCGCUGGAGGCCGGUCUGCCGGCGGACGGGAAGGAACUGGAGGUAGCAGCCGGCGCGGUGGGCUCGACCGCGCCCUGGAGAACCAACGGACAGCCAACUUGCGGAAUGACUACGCGAGAAAUUCGGGCAUCACGGACAGCAUUCAUGUCACGGUUGAGAACCGGCACCUCCCGUUCGACUUUGAGAACAAGGCCCGCUCCUGCCACAGGUACUGCUCUCUCAGCAGAGACCAGCGGUCGCCGUCACCGAGUAGGCCCCCUUCCCAGAGCAAGCCACCUUCCUCGCGACGACGACCGUCUGAAAGCCGACUCACGCACCUGGCAGACCCUUUGCUGGGUCCUCGUCCUCCUUCGGCGACUGGGCACCAAUUAGCUGGCGGGGGGCGUGCCGGGAAUGGCCGCAUUGCGAUUGAGCAACCGCUUGAACGCAUGAUUGAUGGACGCAUGAUUGACGGACGCAUAGUUGACGGACGGGUGACUGAGGAGCAGUAUGGUCGGAGUGUGGGUCGGAAUGCGGCUGGAGUUCGCGGGGGGGCCCGAGAGUCGUCGGUGAAUAGUCGUGCUCGAACGACGGCGUCUGCGACCCCAGGUAUGAAGGGCGACUGGUUGAAUGGAAGUGUGACAUUGUGUCUACCGUACAGUCCGUUGAGCGGGCGGGCGCGUAUCCGCGAGGCCCACCGAACAUUGACGGUGGACCUGGAGGCAGCUUUAAUCGACAACGUGAAUUUAAUGUGGGCACAGGUGGCGGAGCGUUGGCACAAGUUAUGCAUGCUCAUGUGUUUAGCCCAGCGGCAAGCCUGUUUCUAUUUCGAACUCCUACAGGCCGUCAAGGAACAAGAAGUACUCAGUCGUGUGUUCCGGCGAGAAGUGAUUGAGAAGGGUUUCCGACACGUAGAACCCGACCCCGCCGCUUUCCACACUUCAAUUUCCGACCAGUACCGCCUAUGCUGCGAAUGGUCGGCCUCCGCCGUUGAGGACUGCCACGACCCACUGAAUGCCAAGACGGCACCACUCAUUUUUGAAGAGGUCUAUUUGGCCGCAGGAAGCCGGACUUCGCCGCCAUUGGGGGGAGGACCAAUUUCUUCUAGCGGACCUGUGUUGGGACCGUCCGUUGGGCUCGGAGGCCCGUCCUUGGGGGGUCCGUCAUCGUUCACGGGGCCGUCUUUAAGUGGUCCCGUGGGAGUGGUGACAUCACCGUCGUCACGGUGCCACCCGGAUUUAUGUGCGGACACGCCGGGAGACUGGCUGGACGAGGCGGUGCCGUUUGAGCAGGUGACGUCUCCGCAGUUACCUAUGUCACCACUGACCCACUUGGACCCCAAGACGUACGAGGGGCUACAUUUGAUCAUCUUAGUCCACGGGUUCAAGGGGAAUUCGUUCGACUUACGCAUUUUCAAGAAUAGUUUGCAGCAACUGUACCCGGAACACGUGUACUUGCUCAGUGCCGUGAACGAGAACAGGACGGACGACGACAUCGAGGAACAGGCAGAGCGACUGUCACAAGAGGUGUAUAAGUACGUAACCGACCUGUGUUCCUGGGCCAACAUCGGUCGGGUCAGCUUCAUUGCGCAUUCGCUGGGCGGGUUGAUUGUGCGCGCGGCCAUUCCCCGUCUUUGCAAAAUACCCGAUCUAAACUCGGGCGACGGCACAAGCGUCAAGGACAAGCUCCAUCUGUAUAUGUCUUUAUCGAGUCCUCAUCUGGGGUACACGGCAGCACGUAAUAAACUUGUAGACGCCGGACUGUGGGUCUUGAAGAAAUUCAAACGCUCUGUUUCCCUGGCACAGAUCUGCGCCAACGACCACAAGGAUUAUAAACAGACGUUCCUCUACCGUCUCAGCAAAAACGGCGCUUUGCGAUUCUUCGAUCACGUCAUCCUGGUAUCCUCUCCGCAGGACAACUAUGUUCCCUACGAGUCGGCCCGCGUCGAGUUCAGCCAACGAGUCAUGAAAGACCCCAUCUGGUGCACCAUUCACCACGACCUAGUCACCAACAUCAUGGCCGACAUCACCCACAACCCACAAGCCGAGGAAACCAACCGAUUCCUCCGUAUCGAUGUCUGCUUCCGGAUCGCCCAGAAAAAUCUAGACUCCAUUAUUGGAAGGACAGCCCACAUCAACUUCCUCUCCUGCGAACAACUCGCCUACAUGCUCACGUCCAAAUACGCAAGCAUGCUCUCCUGA
This is a messenger RNA of Gregarina niphandrodes, 3405 nucleotides long. Its product is annotated as putative serine esterase. NCBI's taxonomy places the organism in Eukaryota, Apicomplexa, Conoidasida, Eugregarinorida, Gregarinidae. The transcript has a single exon. The record is from RefSeq and is a predicted model, not a curated record. The coding region runs from base 1 to 3405 and encodes 1134 amino acids.